AUGAGGCGUCUAAUCCUACUGUUGCCCCAAGAGGUCGUCAGCGACCAUCCACAAGGCGCCGGGGAGCACGCGGCGGUCGGGGACGGUUCAAGGGCCUCUGCCAGAACGGAUGAGGAGGAAUUAUCGGGAUUCUAUAUUGAUAAUGAACUCCUCAUCCAUCUGGUGGAGGAACGCGUCCCACUCUGGGACCAUACCGACCGCCGCCAUGCAGAUAAUCACCUGACCCGGAGUCUGUGGAUGGAGAUUUGUUGCAAAAUACUUCCGGAUUGGGACGACCUCAGUGAAGGCCAACAGGAAGAUUGCAAGACGUCAGUCAUGGUGCGAUGGCGCUCAAUAAGGGACCGCUAUAAGAAAGAUUACAACGAGGAGGUCAAUCGCCCGAGUGGGUCUGGCGGAACCCGCCGGCAGCCGUACCGCUAUGCGGCUGCCCUAGGGUUCCUACGUAGAACCCUAGAGCUGCGAAGAACAACUAGCAGUACUCGGGCGCCAGAACCUCCUCGUGAAAGUGAUCAAGAGGCGGUCCCUACUGAGCUGCCACCCGCGGAUCCCUCUCCACCUCGUCCAGCACCUGGUCAGGAUCCAAAUCGUCCUCUACUCGUGCCCUCUGGUGACGCAACAAUGGCCGUUAUGGCGCCACUUUUUGAGGCGUUGAUGCGUCGCCAGAGGGCCGGUAGAAGCCGCCAAGCUGAUUAUGAAGACCUCACAAGGCUCUUGUAUGAGACCUUGUGUGGUUACAGCCAUAGGAUUGUAGCCAUGGAGGCCGAGCUGAGAAGUCUGCGGGAGUGUGUGGCGCAGUUUUCUCAGCCGGGCCCGCUACAAACCUAUUGGCCAUCAGUUAAUCAGCUGGUGGUGGACUUCACGCCCGACCAGGUGCUGGAGUUCAGACGUAGGGUGGAGGAUGCGGUGUGGGAUUUGAGACACCGCACAACUUCCGUCCCCCAACCACCGACCUAUCCCACGUCCCAUUCCUAUCCCCCAUCACAACCUCCUCACCCCUUCCAACCUCCGCAAACUCCAACCCGUCCACCUCAACCACCUCCCCAUUCUCCAAACCCCGAGCCUUUUCACCACUGUUCUCUCUCUCCUCCUAACUAUUUUCAACCAUCAACUUUCACCACUCCUUCUUCGCUGGCUCGUGCAACUCCUUCCCCCAAUCCCCCAUCCCGGUUGCAUACUCCCGCUGUCUCUCCUCCCACAUCGCACAUUUCUAUGUCCACCAGAACAUACGAAGGUGGAGAGGGAUCAAGCCAUGCACUGCCUUCCACCCCCCAACCUCCUCCUCAAAAUCCUCAAUACCGGGAUUUGUAA
This is a messenger RNA of Bufo bufo (common toad), 1308 nucleotides long. Its product is annotated as formin-like protein 6. The record is from RefSeq and is a predicted model, not a curated record. Gene Ontology annotation, cellular component: transcription regulator complex; nucleus. Gene Ontology annotation, biological process: regulation of transcription by RNA polymerase II. NCBI's taxonomy places the organism in Eukaryota, Metazoa, Chordata, Amphibia, Anura, Bufonidae. The coding region runs from base 1 to 1308 and encodes 435 amino acids. The transcript has 5 exons.